Messenger RNA from Prorocentrum cordatum, 648 nucleotides. The record is from the annotation of a GenBank genome assembly. NCBI's taxonomy places the organism in Eukaryota, Dinophyceae, Prorocentrales, Prorocentraceae.
CUCAGCGCUGGGGGCUGACCCUGCGGCAGCGGCAAUUGAGCGGCAGCUUGCGGCGGCGCAGCACCGGAUGGCGUCGACUCGCGAUCCCGCGGAGCUGCAGGAGCUCGUUGUGCAGGUGGGCGGUCUGUUACAGGACCUCGACAAGCUCAAGGAGCAGGGCGUGAAAGGCUCGGCGGGGCCGGGAGCGGCGCCGCCAGAGGGGGCAAAGGCGGGCGACGCGGCGGGGCUGGGAGCGGGCGCGACAGAGGAAGCAGCGCGGUCGACUCCCGCGGAUCCAGCGGGCGAGGGCGGCCUGGCGGCGGAGUCCGAUGACGGCUCAGGGCAGAAGCCCGAGGACAAUGAUGAUGAUGACGAUGACGGCCCUCCGAACAAGAGGCGGAAAGUCGACGGGGGAUCGACGGCAUGAGCAAGUGAGGGUGAGCCGAGCAGCGCGUCGCUGCGUCCUCCAGCAGAAGGGCGCGCCGCACCUUAGAGGAGUAGAGGGGCGUCGCCUUUCUAUUGUUAACGGGCGAUUGGCGGCUCUCUGCGAGUCCGGGCAGGGUUUUCAUUUCGUGCCGCAGUGUGGUUGCACCCGACCUGCGGGAUUGCGCAGCAUUGCUGCAACCAGUUACGCUUUUAUUCAUAGUCUGUCUGACCACAUGAUUUUGG